AUGCAAAAAUAAAAGAAUAACUUAGUUAAUCAAAAAAAUGAAUAAAUGAAGUUGUAAUUAUUAUAAAAAUUGACGCAGUAAUAAUAAUCUGUUAUUGCAGUAGCAAAAGCAUAAAAUUACUAUUAAUUUGACAAUAUAUUAAUUAACUCGUUGAUAAACCANAAAAUUAUUAAUAAGUCUGCAUUAAACCACUUUCAUACUUAUCCUCUACUAAACCUAACACUUAAAAAUAAUUACCUUCCCCUCUUAAUAAAACUGUUUUCAUUUAAAGAAAUCAUCUUGAUUUCAAUUACUUUGAAGAACCUUCAAUAAAUCUAUAAAUCUAAACUGGUAGAAAAAAAUUAAAUAGAGAAUUCUAAGAAAGGGAUAUCAAUCUUAAAAUAUAAGAUAAAGUUAUUUCUUAAUAAAAGACUUCAACAAAUGUACAAAGUAGUAAAUCUUCACCAUAAAAUAAACCACAUUAAUAGAAGACAAUCUAUAAAUAAUCCAUUCGUAAACCUUAAGAUUUUUCUUUCAGAUUUGAUACAACAAAAACAACCUUCACUACCAAAACAGGUUUAAAAGGAAAACAAAGCUUUAAAUAUCGAAGUUAUUCCAAAUAUGAUUGAUUUAUAUAUUACUAAUUAAAUUAUUUAUAUUUAUCAAGUAUUCCGAAACUCAAAGAUACUAUGUAAAACUAACUUAAAUUUACUUUAAUAAAGAAAAAAAAAAGAUUUACCACAAUUUUUAUUGUUUUAAGUUAAAUAAAUGAUAUUACAAAAUUUUAAAAUUGAUUUAACAAGUUUAUUUAAAUUUAUUUCAUACUUAAAAGUAUAAGGGUGUGUUCAACUUUAUUAAUAAUUUGAAUUUUAAAUAAAAAAUUUUAAUUUGUAAAAUCGUGUUGUAAAAUAUGAAAAAAACAAAUAAAUUUAAGUAGAAUUUUAAUGA
Molecule: messenger RNA, 927 nt
Organism: Paramecium sonneborni
Lineage: Eukaryota; Ciliophora; Oligohymenophorea; Peniculida; Parameciidae
Source: the annotation of a GenBank genome assembly